This is a messenger RNA of Eutrema salsugineum, 2260 nucleotides long. Its product is annotated as cysteine-rich receptor-like protein kinase 17. Gene Ontology annotation, biological process: protein phosphorylation. The coding region runs from base 32 to 2059 and encodes 675 amino acids. Gene Ontology annotation, molecular function: ATP binding; protein kinase activity. The transcript has 7 exons. NCBI's taxonomy places the organism in Eukaryota, Viridiplantae, Streptophyta, Magnoliopsida, Brassicales, Brassicaceae. The record is from RefSeq and is a predicted model, not a curated record.
AUACAAUCUGCAUUAUCAAAAGAAACAAAAAAUGGGAAAGAAGAGCUCUGUUUCAAUCCUCUGCUUCUUAACCAUAAGCUUCAGUGCCAUUUCUGUUUCAGCACAAAAUGAUAACUGUGACAACACUGGUGGGAACUUCAAACCCAACAGUCCAUAUGACAAGAACCGACAUCUCAUCCUCUCUGCUCUGCCUUCUAACGUCACGGCUCACCACGGCUACUUCAACGGCUCCAUCGGGCUUGGCCCGGACCGCAUCUACGCCAUGGGGAUGUGUGCUCCAGGUGCUGCAUCAGAAGAUUGCUCUUACUGUAUCAAAGACGCAUCCAAGCAAUUACUACAGAUCUGCCCGAACCAGACAGAGGCUUUCUCAUGGUCUGGUCAAGAGAUCGUCUGCCUUGUUCGCUACGGUAACAAAUCCUUCUCCGGGGUCCUCGUCUUGGAGCCGUAUAAUGUGUAUUUCAAUUACAAGGACAUAAGUAAAGAAGACCAGAACGAAUUUUAUAGUGUGUGGGAUGGUUUAAUGUCUCGUAUGAUCGGAGUAGCUUCUUCGUCGGUGAGAAACAAUUCGUCUACUUCUUUAUCUUCUUCUAGUAGUAAAUACUAUGCAAAGGAUGGAGCUCCGGUGCCGGUUUACGGGAGAAUAUACGUGUUGAUGCAAUGCACUCCAGAUGUUACUUCUGAGGAUUGUAAACUUUGUCUACAGAGAAGCGUUGAUUACUACAAGAUAUGGUAUAAUGGGAAGAGAGGCUGCAUUAUAUUGCGGCCAAGUUGCUUUUUCCGGUGGGAAUUGUAUACUUUCUCUGGUGGUUUUGAUAGUGCUAAUAACAUAAGUUCACCUCCUUCUUCACCGCCGCCUUCUGCAGCCAACGUGACCGAUAUAACCAAAAAAGAUAAAAGAAUCUCAGGUGGAAUUGUGGCAGCAAUUGUUAUUGUUAUCGUCAUUACAUUACUAUUGAUUGCGGUAGGAGUAGUUAUUUUCAAGAGGAGAAAGCAAAACCAAGAUACUACACUUCAAUCUGAAUCUGUACAAUUCGAUUUAAAGACGAUUGAAGUUGCAACGAGCAACUUUUCUGAGAGUAACAAGCUAGGUGAAGGUGGAUUUGGCGAAGUCUACAAGGGUGUGCUCCCAGAUGGAACUGAAGUUGCGGUGAAGAGACUGUCGAAAACAUCAGUACAAGGUGAAACAGAGUUCAAGAACGAGGUUGUUGUUGUUGCAAAGCUUCAGCACAGGAAUCUUGUUAGGCUUCUUGGGUUCUCGCUACAAGGAGAAGAGAAGUUACUCGUCUAUGAGUUUGUUCCCAACAAAAGCCUCGAUUUUUUCUUAUUUGACUCUCUGAAGAGAGCUCAGUUAGACUGGACAGUGCGACACAACAUCAUCAACGGGAUCACACGAGGGAUACUAUAUCUUCAUCAAGAUUCAAGGCUAACAAUCAUACAUCGUGACCUUAAGGCUAGUAACAUUCUCUUAGAUGCAAACAUGAAUCCCAAAAUUUCUGAUUUUGGAAUGGCAAGAACCUUUGAAAUGGACCAAGGUGGAGCAAAUACAAGAAGGGUAGUUGGAACCUUCGGUUACAUGUCUCCCGAGUAUGUAACACAUGGCCAAUUCUCGACGAAAUCAGAUGUCUAUAGCUUUGGAGUGUUGAUACUUGAAAUCAUUAGUGGCAAGAAGAACAGCAGCUUCUACCGCAUUGAUAGUUCAGUAAACAACUUAGUCACAUAUGUCUGGAAACUUUGGAAGAACAAUUCAUUGACUGAACUCAUAGAUCCCGGCAUACAAGAAGAAUGUAUCGUAGAAGAGUGUAAAAAGGAUGAAAUCACUAGAUGUAUCCAUAUUGGAUUAUUAUGCGUUCAAGAAAAUCCUGCGGAUCGUCCAUCAAUGUCGAAGAUUCACCAGAUGCUCACAAACAGUUCACUUAUUCUUCCUCUGCCUAGGCCACCUGGAUUUUUCUUCCCAAAUGGACCAGGAUUGAACUCAUCAGGUCAAUCGAGUCAAUCUGCUAGCAAGUCUUUUACUUGUUCGGUAGAUGAGGCAACAAUCACCAGUGUUAAUCCUCGUUGAAGAUACUACAUUUUCUGUUUGGUUACGUAAAAGUUUUUAAUUAAGGGUUACUUUGAGUUAGAACUUAGAACCACCAGGGCCAACAUGUGUAACGUGUUUCUAGCUCUUAGUAGCAACUAAACAUAUUUUUUUUUUGAUUAUGUCUGUUUGCAUUUGAUGAGCCCAAAAAGAAAAGAAGCAUGCGUCGAAGUUGGGGAACUC